AUGCCGAAUGCCAUUCCCACCUAUUGCAGAGCACCCCCUGCACGCUCUUUCCACCCGAGUCCCAGCACGUCCGCGACGCUCAACCAGGCCAUGCGCAGGAAGAAACCGCAGAACAAACAAACCAAGGAGUCCCGGUCCCCCCUCCUAAACAAGGCGCCGCAAAAGAAGGGUGUCUGUUCCCAGAUUUUCAUCAUGAAACCGAAGAAGCCGAAUUCCGCCAGGCGCAAGGUCGCGAAGAUAAAAUUAUCCAACGGGGAGACGUUGAAGGCGUAUAUCCAGGGGGAGGGACAUAACCUGCAGGAGCAUAGUGUGGUGAUGAUUCGUGGGGGCAGAGCACAGGACCUUCCCGGUGUCAAGUACAAGAUUGUCCGAGGGGGGCUUGACUUCGGCGGUGUCAUUGGUCGGCAGACUGCACGCAGUAAAUACGGAGCCAAGAAACCCAAGAAGUAA
Messenger RNA from Pleurotus ostreatus (oyster mushroom), 450 nucleotides. RefSeq lists its product as uncharacterized. Bases 1 to 450 code for a protein of 149 amino acids. Gene Ontology annotation, cellular component: small ribosomal subunit; ribosome. Gene Ontology annotation, biological process: translation. The transcript has 3 exons. Gene Ontology annotation, molecular function: structural constituent of ribosome. Lineage: Eukaryota; Fungi; Basidiomycota; Agaricomycetes; Agaricales; Pleurotaceae. The record is from RefSeq and is a predicted model, not a curated record.